AUGCGAUUUUCCGCAACAACCCUCCUGAUUACCGCGCUGGGGUGGAUCACCGCUGUGACCGCACACACCAUCCAGCUUAAGGCUCACUCGAGAGAAUGCUACCACGAAUCGCUGCACAAAGAUGACAAGAUGACGGUCAGCUUCCAAGUCGGUGAUCGGGAAUUCGGAGGCAGUGGUAAUCUGGAGAUCGACUUCUGGGUUGAGGACCCCUUGAACAACCGCCAGUACUAUAAACAAGCUAUCUCCUCCGAGGACUACUCGUUUGUUGCUCACGCGGACGGUAAAUAUGUCUACUGCUUCAGCAAUGAAGGGUGGACUUCGAACUCUAAGGAGGUGUCUUUCAAUGUUCAUGGAAUUGUCUACGUCCCCGAAUCGGAAAUGCCCCAAGAUCCUUUGGAAGUGGAAGUUCGUCGUCUUUCAGAGGCAUUGGCCCAGGUUAAGGAUGAGCAGUCUUACAUUGUGGUGAGAGAGCGGGUACACCGGAACACCGCCGAGAGCACAAAUGCUAGAGUGAAGUGGUGGAGUAUCUUCCAGCUUGCGGUGCUUAUUGGAGAGGGCAUCUUCCAGGUGUGGUGGUUGAAGAGAUUUUUUGAGGUCAAACGUGUGGUUUAA
Molecule: messenger RNA, 612 nt
Organism: Aspergillus bombycis
Lineage: Eukaryota; Fungi; Ascomycota; Eurotiomycetes; Eurotiales; Aspergillaceae
Product: emp24/gp25L/p24 family protein
Exons: 4
Coding region: 1-612 (203 amino acids)
Biological process (GO): protein retention in ER lumen; intracellular protein transport; Golgi organization
Cellular component (GO): Golgi apparatus; COPII-coated ER to Golgi transport vesicle; endoplasmic reticulum-Golgi intermediate compartment
Source: RefSeq, a predicted model, not a curated record